Messenger RNA from Lucilia sericata (common green bottle fly), 849 nucleotides. Its product is annotated as glutathione S-transferase 1-like. Gene Ontology annotation, molecular function: glutathione transferase activity. The record is from RefSeq and is a predicted model, not a curated record. The transcript has a single exon. Gene Ontology annotation, biological process: glutathione metabolic process. The coding region runs from base 78 to 806 and encodes 242 amino acids. Lineage: Eukaryota; Metazoa; Arthropoda; Insecta; Diptera; Calliphoridae.
AAUUUAACACAACAACGAUAAGAUUGUAUACAUGUUUAAAAACAAAUAUAAAACUGAACUUUCGUACAGGUACUCUAAUGAAAGUAAAAUUAAACAUUUAUACGAGCAAAUUAUUUAGUUUACUCUCAGCAAUGUCUAGCAAACCAAUACUGUACGGAACUUUUACCAGUCCCACCGUUAUGGCGGUACUAAUUACUCUCAAAGCUUUAAAUAUUGAUUUUGAGUUUCGUGAGAUCAAGCCGCGAUUACAAGAAAAUCUCACAGCAGAUUAUUUAAGAAAAAAUCCUGCUCAUACCGUACCAACUUUAGAAACUGAAGAACAUAAGUUCAUUGGCGAUUCACAUGCCAUCAUGACAUAUUUAGUCGAUCGUUAUGUUAAAGGUGACAGCAAUUGGUAUCCCAAGGAUUUAUAUCGACGUGCAAAAGUCAAUGAACUUUUACAUUUUGAAAAUGGUGUACUUUUUAUGAUGUGUGUCAAACAAACGUAUGGACCUAUAUUCUCGGGUCUAAGAACUAAUGUACCUGAUGAGAAGUUUAAGGAGAUUGAUGAGGCUUAUGAUAUGAUGGAACGUUUCAUUGGGUAUAAUAAAUAUGUGGCUGGUCCACACAUAUCCAUUGCAGAUUUAAGUUGUAUAACUUCGAUAAGCAGCAUGUAUUUUUUGCGCCCGUUUACUGAAGAAACACAUCCAAAGCUGUUUGAUUGGCUGGGACGCAUGAAAUCGUUACCAUACGUUCAAGAGGUAUUAAUGAGCGAUGUACAAGGUUCAACAUUGAAAUUUUUAUCUAAAACUAUGUCACAUUUGUAAAUUACUUAAAUAAUAAAGGAUUACAUCUUAAUCAAGGUCUAAA